AAAAAUAUCUUGCUUAGCGGUGAAGUCCCCCUCACGCAAACGUUAGGAUUUGGGGAAAUGGAUAUGUUUUUGUAUUGCUUAAAGGAUGCAGACUGAGAGAGGGCCCGUUGGUUUCCUGUCUAAAAGCAUUAUUACUUUUGUCCAUGUGGCAAAAUAAUUAGCAUACAGAUGAGAAGUGAUCCUGUCUCUGAGCCUCGGUAGCAAGAGAAGAUGUGCAGUGAAAAGUUGAUUGGAUGAAUGGAGAACAAAUGGUGGGCGUUCAAAAGCAUUAGAAGAGUUUUGUUGUCGUGGAGCAGGAGACAGUAAUGCCAAACAAUGAAUAAUCGCUUCAAACAUGACACUAUAUCUGCAUUAUAGCCGAACACAUACUGAACAUAUGCUAGAGAAGAAAAUGAAUCUGGAGGAAAAUUGGUGAAUCCAAUCCAGUGGACCUACAAGCACCCUGACAGGCUCAGAAAGCAGAGUCUGGACCAAAGAGCAAUUACCCCACCAAACGAUUUCAGAUGGAGGUGGAUGCAGACGAGAAGCGCCAUCGCACACGCUCCAAAGGUGUUCGAGUUCCCGUGGAACCAGCCAUACAAGAGCUGUUCAGCUGUCCUACUCCUGGUUGUGAUGGCAGUGGUCAUGUUAGUGGCAAAUAUGCAAGACACAGAAGUGUUUAUGGCUGUCCUUUGGCAAAAAAAAGAAAAACACAAGAUAAGCAACCCCAAGAACCUGCUCCCAAAAGAAAACCCUUUGUGGUUAAAGCAGACAACUCUUCAGUAGAUGAGUGUUAUGAAACUGAUGGAACAGAGGAGAUGGAUGAAAAGGAGGAGGAAGAAGAGGAAGAGGAAGAGGAGGAGGAGUAUUCUGAUGACAAUGAAGGUGAUGAGGAGGAGGAGGAUGAAGAAAUAGAUCGAGACGAGGAAGAGGAGAUUGAAGAGGAAGAAGAGGAGGAUGAAGAGGAAGCAGAAGAUGUGGAGGAGGAGGAGGAGGAGGAAGAAGAGGAGGAAGAGGAGGAGGAGGAAGAACGUGAAGACCAUCAAAUGAAUUGUCACAAUACUCGAAUAAUGCAAGACACAGAAAAAGAUGAUAACAAUAAUGAUGAGUAUGAUAAUUAUGAUGAACUGGUGGCCAAGUCAUUGUUAAAUCUUGGCAAAAUUGCAGAGGAUGCAGCAUACAGAGCCAGGACAGAAUCAGAAAUGAACAGCAAUACAUCUAAUAGUCUGGAAGAUGAUAGUGACAAAAAUGAAAAUAUUGGUCGGAAAAGUGAGCUGAGUUUAGAUUUAGACAGUGAUGUUGUUAGGGAAACAGUGGACUCCCUUAAAUUAUUAGCACAAGGACAUGGUGUAGUGCUUUCAGAAAACAUUAACGACAGAAAUUAUGCAGACAAUAUUUCACAGCAAGAUAACAGGAAUAUGAACUUUGUAAUGCUAGGGAAGCCUAUGAACAAUGGACUUAUGGAAAAAAUGGUGGAGGAGAGUGAUGAAGAGGUGUGUCUCAGCAGUUUGGAAUGCUUAAGGAACCAGUGUUUUGAUCUGGCUAGGAAACUUAGUGAGACGAACCCACAGGAAAGAAAUCAGCAGCAAAAUAUGAAUGUUCGUCAACAUGUCAGGCAAGAAGAUGACUUCCAAGGAAGAACGCCAGAUCGGAAUUACUCUGACAUGAUGAACUUAAUGAGGCUUGAAGAACAGUUGAGUCCCAGAUCUAGAACUUUUUCUAGCUGUGCAAAGGAGGAUGGGUGUCAUGAAAGAGAUGAUGAUACCACCUCUAUUACUUCGGACAGGUCUGAAGAAGUUUUUGAUAUGACAAAAGGUAACUUAACCCUGCUUGAGAAAGCUAUUGCUUUGGAAACUGAGAGAGCAAAAGCCAUGAGGGAAAAAAUGGCAAUGGAAGCUGGAAGGAGGGACAAUAUGAGAUCAUUUGAGGAGCAGCCUCCGCGACAACUUUCUGGGGAUGACAGGAAGCCUAAAUCCAGUGACGGCCAUGUCAAAAAGCCAUAUUAUGGUAAAGAUCCCUCAAGAACAGAAAAGAAAGAGAGCAAAUGUCCUACCCCUGGGUGUGAUGGAACUGGCCAUGUAACGGGGCUUUACCCCCAUCACCGCAGUUUGUCAGGAUGCCCACACAAAGAUAGGGUCCCUCCAGAAAUUCUUGCCAUGCAUGAAAAUGUUCUUAAGUGUCCUACACCAGGCUGCACAGGUCGGGGCCACGUAAAUAGCAACAGGAAUUCUCACAGAAGCCUCUCUGGAUGUCCUAUUGCUGCAGCAGAGAAACUGGCUAAAGCUCAAGAGAAGCAUCAGAGCUGUGAUGUGUCAAAAUCAAACCAGGCAUCAGAUCGGGUUUUAAGGCCCAUGUGCUUUGUUAAGCAAUUGGAGAUCCCUCAGUAUGGCUACAGAAACAAUGUCCCCACCACCACACCCCGCUCCAACUUGGCCAAGGAACUAGAGAAAUACUCUAAGACUUCGUUUGAAUAUAACAGUUAUGACAACCAUGCCUAUGGCAAGAGAGCCAUAGCUCCCAAGGUGCAAUCCAGGGAUAUAUCCCCCAAAGGAUAUGAUGCUAAACGUUAUUGUAAGAAUUCAAGCCCAACCAGCAGCACAACAAGCAGUUAUGCCCCUAGCAGCAGCAGCAAUAUGAGUUGUGGUGGAGGCAGCAGUGCCAGCAGUACCUGCAGCAAGAGCAGCUUUGACUAUACUCAUGACAUGGAGGCAGCACACAUGGCUGCCACUGCUAUUCUGAAUCUCUCCACUCGCUGCAGGGAGAUGCCUCAGAACCUCUCCACUAAACCUCAGGAUCUCUGUGCCCGGAAUCCUGAUAUGGAAGUAGAUGAAAAUGGAACCUUGGAUCUAAGCAUGAACAAACAGAGACAGCGAGAUGGUUGCUGUACCAUUUUGACACCACUGGAGCCAAUGUCACCACAACGACAAGCUGUGAUGAAUAACCGGUGUUACCAACUGAAUGAGAGUGACUGCUGGGACUUGCCAGUGGACUACACUAAAAUGAAGCCCAGAAGGAUAGAUGAAGAUGAUUCCAAAGAGAUUAAUCCAGAAGACUUGGAUCCUUUCCAAGAGGCACUUGAAGAACGAAGGUAUCCUGGUGAAGUUACAAUCCCAAGUCCUAAACCCAAAUACCCUCAGUGCAAAGAGAGCAAAAAGGAUUUAAUAACUCUUUCUGGCUGCCCCUUGGCUGACAAAAGCAUUCGAAGUAUGCUGGCCACAAGCUCACAAGAACUCAAGUGUCCAACCCCUGGUUGUGAUGGCUCUGGGCACAUUACUGGGAAUUAUGCUUCACAUCGAAGUCUCUCAGGUUGUCCAAGAGCAAAGAAAAGUGGAAUCAGGAUAGCACAAAGCAAGGAAGAUAAAGAAGACCAAGAGCCAAUUAGAUGUCCAGUUCCUGGUUGUGAUGGUCAGGGUCAUAUAACUGGAAAGUAUGCAUCCCAUCGCAGUGCAUCAGGGUGCCCUCUAGCUGCCAAAAGGCAAAAGGAUGGGUACUUAAAUGGCUCGCAGUUCUCUUGGAAGUCAGUGAAGACGGAAGGUAUGUCAUGUCCAACUCCAGGAUGUGAUGGCUCGGGACAUGUCAGUGGUAGUUUUCUUACUCAUCGUAGUCUAUCAGGAUGCCCCAGAGCGACUUCCGCCAUGAAGAAAGCAAAGCUGUCUGGAGAACAGAUGCUAACAAUAAAGCAACGGGCCAGUAAUGGUAUAGAAAAUGAUGAAGAAAUUAAGCAGCUAGAUGAAGAAAUCAAGGAACUAAAUGAAUCCAAUUCCCAGAUGGAAGCUGAUAUGAUUAAACUCAGAACUCAGAUUACCACAAUGGAGAGCAACUUGAAGACGAUAGAAGAGGAGAACAAAGUAAUUGAACAGCAAAAUGAGUCUCUUCUUCAUGAACUGGCCAAUUUAAGCCAGUCUUUAAUUCAUAGUCUAGCUAAUAUCCAGCUGCCACAUAUGGAACCAAUCAAUGAACAAAAUUUUGAUGCUUACGUGACCACUUUGACGGACAUGUAUACAAAUCAAGAUCGUUAUCAGAGUCCAGAAAAUAAAGCCCUACUGGAAAAUAUAAAGCAGGCUGUGAGAGGAAUUCAGGUCUGAACAGCUGCUAUAGUGGUGAAAGUCUUGCUUAAAAAAAGGAUGCCUCUUGUUUUUUGCUGCUGUAAUUUACCAGAAAGUGUUAUAUAUUUAUUUCUGUUUGAAACAGUGUUAUGCUUACAAGACUUCAUAAUGAUUUUAUGUCUUGCUUUAAAGAUAGUAACUGCAGAAUAGUUUUUUGAAUACAUUCACAUUUUGUACGUUUUCAUAUAAGCUGACAUAGUGUGAUAUGCCAUGUAAUGUUUAUAGCUGCUAAUGUAUGCACAUUUUUGGGGUAUAUAUAUUUCUGAAGAGGUAAGCUGAUCGAAAUAAAUAGAGUGUAAAUUCUUUUUAAUGCUUUAGUGAUUAAAUGUUUUAGUAUUUUGAACUGAAAUGGACAAAAAAAACAGCUUUGAAUGACAAUGUUGCGGUCUGCAGCCACUUUUUAAACACUUUAUCAUUUUGCCUCAUGUUGGAGGAUUUUAUGGGAUUUAAGAAAUACAUUUUGUGUGCAUAUUGUUUCAUAGCAAGAAUUGGUUGCAAAAAUGCUUUAUUUUUGAACAAUGCUUGAAAAUAUUAUGUGACUUUUGUUUUCAGAGGAUGGUGUGUGGUGGGGGCAAUAAAAUGAGGUUUUUUGAAAUCCAAGAAAAUGGCAUGGAUUAGAUGUAAGAUACAAAAUGGGUAAUUUAUUGUAAGACAACAUCAAGCCAUGGAAACUUGACAGAAGAUUCAAAGCAGCUUAAACAGCACUUUUAAAUUAACUUCUAAGCAUUACAUGGUAUGAAUAUGGGAACUUCCAUUAUGAAAGGAACUAUAUCAGAGGUGGACAACCUGAAGAUUUCAGCUUUUAUUUUCAAAUAAACUUUGGCACCAACAUUCUCGUAUCUCUCCUGGACUGCUUAGUGCCCCUCUGAACUAUGUCUUAUAACAAUGUAGUCCAUCUUUCAGAAACUCUGUAUUUUCAAUUUAAGAUGAAAGACAAUAUUUUAAAACUAAUAUUGCCUUUUUACCUCUUUAAUUUUGGGAUAAAGACAAAUGAUUUGUGUCUACUGUAGUUACUGAACUGGAUUCACUGCUAGCUUUAGGAGGAAUGCAGCUCAGUAAAGAUUUUUUUCUUUUUGCUUUGCCAAGCAUUUGAUCCCAUUUUUCAUAUUUUAAUAGUUAUGUUCUGCAUUUUGUUGGAGAACAAUCAUUCCUGCAGCAUUCAUGUAUGCUUUAUAUUUGUUCUACUAUUAUCUAUUGCAAAAAUGAAUGCAAUCAAAUUUUAAUGUAACUAAAUAUACUUCAGCACUUUUUUUGCUUUAAACUGGAUCAUUUUAAGAUAAAACUUAUUUGUACCUUCAAGAUUUGAUUGUUUUCUUCAAAAUGACUGCACUAUAUGUAUGCAUAAGACCACUUUUUAUUACGACAUUUUUUUUCCUUUUUAAGUAGUAAUUUUGAUGUGUUGUGUUUUACAGAUGUUGAAUUUAUUUAAAAUUGAUAGCAUAUCUUUUCCUUCCAUGUCUUGAUGUUAUGCAGAAAGUACAAAAGUACUUUAAAAUUUUGUUAUGAAAAAGAUGGGUUUUGUAAAAAAUAAAAUAUUUUUAGCAGAACAGGACUUACAGGGUCAUUGUCCCCACAAUGUGCCAGUUGACUAUUUGCACUUACCUUGCCCUAUAUAUCCAUACGGAGGUGUGCAAUUUCUUGUGUCAUUAGCCUUGUGACACUAAACCUGAACAAAUUAUAGUGGAAGCCAUUAUGGCCAAUCCAGUAAUAUUGCUAAGGGAGACUACAGGGAUCUCACAACAAAUAUUCUGAUACAAUAUUCAACCUCGGUAUAUAUAUAUAUGUAUAAAUAUAUGUAUAUCCCAGCGGCACUUUAUACUAUUCACUGUACAAAAGCUUACAGUUUUCCAUGAGGACUUUAAUAACUAGCUGGGAAAAGAUUAUGUAAUUACUUUGGGGGCUCUGCAGUCUUAUCUGUACAGUGCCCUUUUUCUGUUGUGCUAUUAGUUGUAGCUGCCAUGCUCAGAAUUGCCUUUUUGAGAGCUGAAGCAAGGUGCUUGUUGUUCACCUUCUGCCAUAUAUAUUGUACUUUUGCCCUAGCCUCCUUUUAGGGCUUUCAUUGUUCAUAAUGGCAUAUGCAUUUUUCCACUGCAUUGUGUCUGCAGCUUCUUUGCCAAUAUAGUAAUGCUUUCAGUAGAGUAAUAGAUAGUAUCAGUUUUGGAUUCUUAUUGUUAUCACCUAUGUACAAUGGAAAGGGAUUUUAAGCACAAAUCUGCUGCUCAUCUAAUGUUGGUACAUAAUAUCAAAUCAGAAGUUAUCUGUGACUAUUAUAUAGGGAUCACAAAAGUGUCACAUAUUAGAAUGCUGACCUUUCAUAUGAAAUUAUUGUGAGUCAGAGUUUAUUUAUUAUAACUUAUUGUUCAUAUUCAUUUCUAAGUUAAUUUAAGUAAUCAUUUAUUAAGACAGAAUUUUGUAUAAACUAUUUAUUGUGCUCUCUGUGGAACUGAAGUUUGAUUUAUUUUUGUACUACACGGCAUGGAUUUGUUGACAUUUUAAUUUUGCUAUAAAUGUGUGGAAUCACAAGUUGCUGUGA
Molecule: messenger RNA, 6618 nt
Organism: Mauremys mutica (yellowpond turtle)
Lineage: Eukaryota; Metazoa; Chordata; Testudines; Geoemydidae
Gene: MYT1L
Product: myelin transcription factor 1 like
Exons: 24
Coding region: 504-4064 (1186 amino acids)
Biological process (GO): regulation of transcription by RNA polymerase II
Cellular component (GO): nucleus
Molecular function (GO): zinc ion binding; RNA polymerase II cis-regulatory region sequence-specific DNA binding; DNA-binding transcription factor activity, RNA polymerase II-specific
Source: RefSeq, a predicted model, not a curated record